AAUACGACUUUUGCAUUAUUUGUGAUGACAAGGAAUUUGAGAGGGGAUUAGUGUUUAGAUUACAAGAGAAAAGGCCAUCUCUUAAGUGUAUGUUUGAAGAAAAUUGGAUAUACGGAAAAUUUUGCCUUACAAACUUAAUCAUUCCAACGCAAGAGUCUCGGAAAGUUAUAAUAGUUUUUUCAGAAAAUCCUAAGAAUGAAAAUGGAAUAUUAGCGGCAUAUAAAGUUGUUUCUGACGCGACACGCGACAUGAAACUGAAGCAAGGAAAGUUAAUAUCAGUGAAGUUAACACCCAACGCUAUUAUACCAGACGCCGUUGAUUUAUUUACGACAGCUGAGGCCUGGGAUCAGAGAUUCAUUGAAAGGCUAUUAGAAUCAUUAGAUGAUACUGAACCUCAACAUUUGAUAUCUAGUGACGAAGAUGCACUGCAGCCUUGUUUCGAGGCAAUCAAGCUACAUUAUUGCCAAACACGGAACCAAAUUCAAUUAUUGCCAUUUGAUCGGUCUAAUAUUGUCAACAUGGACACGCUAUUUACCAAUCUGGUAAUGGUCAUAGAACUUCUGAAUCCAACAGAGAAAUUCAAAGUACCUCUUGACUCUUACCAUGAUAUAUUUAAGAGACCUGGCAGUGAUACUCCAGUAAAUCGCGUAUUAGUAUAUGGUAAAGCCGGGAUUGGUAAGUCAACCCUAAUCAACAAAAUAGCUUAUGAUUGGGCAAGUGAAAAUAAAGAAUCACCGAUAACAAAUUUUAAGCUUGUGAUAGCUUUAAGCAUGCAGACAAUUUCUUCAAACGAAGAUAUUGUUGAGGCUAUGUUCGAACAUGGCAUUCUGACUGAGGAAUACAUGGAAUAUAAAGCUCAUUUGCAUCGAUUUAUAAGGCACCACUCCAAUAAGGUCGCUGUACUUCUUGACGCCUGUGAUGAAUACAAGCCAGUGAGUAUUGAGAGCCCAGAUAACGGCGAAAUAUUAAAGCUUCUAGAAAAUAAAUAUCUUAGAUCAAGUUUUGUAUGCGUAACAUCACGGCCAUGGAGAAUAGACGAGUUCAAGAAACACAGAGGGACCUACCUACACUGUGAAUUACAAGGUUUCUCUGAAAAGGAUGUAGCGUACUACGUAAAUCAGUUCUUUCUAAGAGAUGCUGACAAAGAAAGGAGUCUAAUCGCAUACUUACGAAAUAAUGGACUGAUUAGUGGUAUUGCAACGCUUCCAAUGAUGACAAUGUUUCUCUGCUGGUUGUGGAAGGACAACGUUUUAGUAAAUCCACCAGAAACAAUAAGUGAACUAUAUGAUGAGAUUUUAGAUUACAUAUUCAACAGAUAUGAAGACAAGGAUAAGGAUAAUGUAAAACAGAUUGAAAUGUAUCAGGUUGAAGUUCUGAAAAGAUUAAGUAUCGUUGGACUGGAAGGGUUAUUUACAAACAAUCUCAAAUUUCGAGAAGAAGAAAUUAAUAAAAAUACAACAAUAAGCGAAAAUGCCCCACCAAAUACUGUUACUCGUAUUGCAUGUAAGAUAGGGUUACUGAUGAAAGAUACGGAACCAGGAAAUGUGCAAUACAGUUAUUUAAAGGAUAAAGACACAGAUUCAGAUAACAAACAAACUUUCCACAGGAAAAGAAGAAAAAUGACACAAGAGGUCUUGGUACUUUUCUUUCACAAAACUGCGCAGGAAAAAUGUGCAGCACAAUUUGCUGCUACAUUGGUACAUGACGAUCCAGAACAAUUCAGAUCUUACAUGGGUAAAAUAUGUUCUGUUAAAGAUGCUCUCCAAUUUGAGAUGUUUCUUCUGUUCUUGAGCGGUACUAAUACAGAUAGUGCAACAUUAGUUUUAAACAAACUUUUGGAGAUUUUUGUAAAUGAGCUCUCAAGCAAUAGUGAUAGAUAUCUUAAUGGCAAGCUCUCUUUCGAAGAAAGUAUGGCCUUUCAGCAGUACACAGAGCUAUGCAUUCGUUGCUAUCACGAGAGUAAAUGUUCUGGUUCGCUGAAUGACAUCAUGACUCUUAUCUUCAAGCAAGGGCACAUGAGAUUUAGCAAUUUUUCUACGACACUUGCCAAAUCUCUGAGUUACCUUCUAAAGUUCAGCCAAAUGUUUACAAAUGUAAACCUAAAUAUAUUCAAAAUUGAAUUGAUGAAUAUAUGUAUUAAAACGAACAAAGAGAUAAGCACGUUGUGGGAAAUGUUUCCAGUUGAUGAAACGGAAUUUACCGAAAAGGUGAAAAUAUAUUCUCUCAUGCCGAAAGAAGAAAUAGAUGAGCACAUGAGAGAGUGCCAGAUGGAAAAGCUACCUCCAGUUUUUCACCAAUUUCCUGCAAAUCAACGUUUAUCAUUCUUGAGAACAUAUCAGAUCACAGAUGAUCACAGAAGUAAUGACACAGAUGUAAAGCCUAUUUUCGAGUCACUUCAGAGAGUAAAUAUUCGUGAGUUCACAUUCCUUGGAUUUGACUUGGCUACUAUGACAGAUUUUUUACCAUAUGCCAUAAGUAAAUCUUCCCUUACAGUCUUAAAUCUUACUAGUGCCAACGUUGGACCUGAAGUCUGCAGGGUAGUGGCAAUGUCAUUUAAAAAGACUCACAACUUGAGGCAAUUAAUCCUGAAAAAUAAUCCACUGCAAGAUGGUAUAGGUUUUCUAGCAGAAAAUUUCCAAUACAUUGACAAAUUGACACAUUUAAAUGUAAGUUAUUGUCCUGUGUCUGAAAGUGGGAUGAUCACCUUGUCACAAAACCUUCACAUAUUAAAGUUGCUUCAGGUACUUUCAAUCUACCGGUUAUUCGACAAGGCUAGUGAAAAAUUUGGCCAAGGCAUACAGGGCAUGAACUGUCUACAAGAAUUAACACUUCCGCUGCAAGGAGUAUCUAUACCCACAGCAUAUAUAAUAGUUCAACAAGCAUGUCAAUGUCACCAACUGGUUGUGUUGAAGAUUACGGACAUGACAGAAAACUGUGACAAUAUUGUAAGUUGUGCAGCUGAAAAUCUGACUGAUAUGCCGUAUUUGAAAAUUUUGAGUCUUUAUGGUAAGCGAGAUGAAGGUGAAAUAGAAGUAAUUAAAAAAAACUGUACACUUACAAACGGUACGUGUGACGCAUUGGUAAAAAUGUUACAACGAAUUGUUUCACUCAAACGUCUUCAAAUCGUCAGCUUAUGGAUGUCUAACGAAGGACUACGAAAAGUAGCAGAUUUAUGCGAAAACCAUUGUAAUUUAAUGAUAUUUCGGUAUUCUGGAGAAUGUCUACCGAGCGGUAUGGAGAUUGAAAACUUUAAAAAAAUUCAGCUCUACUAGAAACCAAAAUUGGAGGUAAUCUCCAUGUCAACUUUGUGACUCGGAUAUAAACAUAAAUAUUUAAGUUUUUGCAGUAUUUCCUCCAGUUUCUGUAAAGAUUGAGUAUUCUAAACAAAUAUCUUAGAACGUCCAUACGAAUGCAAUGUGUAACGUACACUAUUACCAGAACAAUGUCCAAUAGAUGGAAAUUCUCAAACUAAGUUCGUAGGCAUCAUUUGCUAAAUGUUGUCAACAACGUGAAUUCUCAUGACCAGGUGUAAUGAGUAUAUUAUAUUUUUUUGGUAUUUAUUGUAAGUUACAAUUGACAUUACAAAAUGGAGAGUUUCUUUACCAAACUUAAUAACUCAUUUGCAUAAUGACAUGGGUGCAAAUUAGUUAGGUGUUAUAUUAUACAUUGAUUAAUUAGUGGUAGUUGGCUCAUUUAGAAAUGAUGCCAUAAGUUGAUUGGAUCAUAUUAUGAGAUUACAGUAUAUUGUAAUUGAUUUAUUUACUAACAUUGAGCAUUUAUGAUUUGUGGCAAUUUUGAAGUAAUUAAGUCUGGUUGCAACGCUCGAAAAUAGAGGUUGGCAUUCUUUCAGUUAAGGAACAAAAUCUCUUGUUUUUUGUGCCAAAGAUAAAUUGAAGAUAUAUAAUCAUUUAUGUUGGCUGAUUAUAUGUGUAUUUAAAACCGUUAUUAGUGAAGACGAAGGUGUUGUGUGUGGUGAUGGUGUGAUUAACGAAGUAACGCUACAGAAGAAAACCUAUGUUUUACAGGAAAUACAAGAAACUAGAAGUAGAAUUGACUAUAGAAGGCAGUAUUAGUAAUAUUAUUACCCGUUAUUAUUACCCAAUAUAAUAUUAUAUAAUAAAUAAUAUAGUGGCAGAGAAAUGAAAUUGAUUUUUUUUGUUAUGUAAUUGGAACGUCAUCGGAGGACGAAAGUGAUACUACUAAAAUCGCUUGCUGCUAAUUGGUCUGAACAACGCAGAAUUUGGCUGGAAAACGCAUAAUUGGUCUAAACAACGCGAAAUUGGCAUGGGCAACACAUAUCUAAUCUGAACGAGGUAGAAUUCGUUGGUGCAGUGACGACGCGAAAUUGAUGAAUUGAAUGGUAAAGGCGAAACAGACGUGGUGCAGUGGAGAAACGAAAUGGGUUAGUUGAAUGGUGUGGACGACACAGACGUGGUGCAGUGAAUUCAAGUCAAGUCACAAGGAUUAAACCAAGAUUAAAUGUGUAUAGGAGUGUUCAGGUAGUGUCGUUUGUUUCAUUUAAUCUGAUUACACUAAAGAUGCAUAUUAGUUUAUACAGUAUUGUAUAUAUUGUUGUAAG
Messenger RNA from Anneissia japonica, 4579 nucleotides. RefSeq lists its product as uncharacterized. NCBI's taxonomy places the organism in Eukaryota, Metazoa, Echinodermata, Crinoidea, Comatulida, Comatulidae. The transcript is spliced from 3 exons. The record is from RefSeq and is a predicted model, not a curated record. The coding region runs from base 90 to 3272 and encodes 1060 amino acids.